Spinacia oleracea (spinach) is the source of this 1820-nucleotide messenger RNA. RefSeq names its product probable glycosyltransferase At5g25310. The transcript is spliced from 4 exons. Gene Ontology annotation, molecular function: glycosyltransferase activity. NCBI's taxonomy places the organism in Eukaryota, Viridiplantae, Streptophyta, Magnoliopsida, Caryophyllales, Amaranthaceae. Bases 176 to 1609 code for a protein of 477 amino acids. The record is from RefSeq and is a predicted model, not a curated record.
AUACCCAAAAUGAAUAAAAAAAAAGCAAAUAUACCUCUCCCCUCUCAAGUUCUUAAUUGGAGUAGAAACUACUCUAAUUCUUUUCUUCGCCUCUUUAAAUUUCAAUUCUCUUUCUCCUCAUUUGAAACAUUUUUCACACUAAAAUUAUAGAGAGAGAAAGUGAAGGUCAUCAUCAAUGGAGAAAUGGCAGAGAAUUUGGUUUUCUCUCUCCUCCACUGUCACUGUUACAUUGAUCAUCACCUUCGUCGUCGUCGCGCUCAUCUUCUGCGGCAGCGAUAGCCGAUUUUUCUCUACGACGAGCUUUGAUCCUGUUCAUGACGGCGGUCCUAAGCUUCGUCAGCUUUCGUUCUCCGUCGUUCAACUACAGAGUUUCGCUACUGCUUCGGAUUCUCUGGCUCCACCUUUUCUCGCGUCCAACUCCUCUGCUCAUCGCAGCGUCGCUCCGAAGAAAAAGAAGGGAGUGGAGGAAGGAUUAGCAAGAGCACGAGGGGCGAUUCGAAGAGAAAAGGCAGCUUGGAAUAGAAGAAAUCGGUCGUUAACUUUGAAUGCUCCUCCCAGUUUUAUCUACCGAAACCCCCGCGCUUUCCAUCGGAGUUAUCUAGAAAUGGAAAAGAGACUGAAAGUUUACGUGUACGAAGAGGGUGAACUACCAAUUGUACAUGACGGACCAUGUAAGGACAUCUACACAACUGAGGGGAGGUUUAUCCAUGAGAUUGAGAACGGAGCUACACGGUUCAGAACAAGAGACUCCAAACACGCUCACGUUUACUUCAUGCCUUACAGUGUUACAUGGAUGGUGAAGUAUCUUUACAAGCCAAUGACAUACAAUAUGACCCCUCUUACUCAUUUUGUCUCGGAUUAUAUCAAUGUGAUUUCCACCAAGUAUCCCUUCUGGAAUCGGUCUCAAGGGGCAGAUCACUUCAUGCUGGCUUGUCAUGAUUGGGGACCUCAUGCUUCAAGGGGAAACCCAGACCUGUACAACAGAUCCAUCAGGGUACUGUGUAAUGCAAACUCCUCAGAAGGGUUCAACCCACAAAAGGAUGUAAGCUUACCUGAAAUCCACCUAUAUGAUGGAAACAUUUCCCCAAAACUCCUCUCCAUCCCUCGACAAACUGUCCCUCGACCAUACCUCGCCUUUUUCGCUGGUGGUCUCCACGGCCCAAUAAGGCCAAUUCUUCUUAACAAUUGGAGGGGAAAGGACCCAGACUUGCAAGUACAUGAAUACCUCCCAAAGAAGUUAGAUUACUACACUAUGAUGCUUCAGUCUAAGUUCUGCCUUUGUCCUAGUGGCCAUGAAGUUGCUAGCCCAAGAAUAGUGGAGGCCAUUUACGCAGAAUGUGUGCCAGUUAUAUUAUCUAAGAACUAUGCUUUGCCUUUCAGUGAUGUUUUGAGAUGGGAGGCGUUUUCUAUACAGGUGGAUGUCGAAGACAUUCCAAGGUUGAAAGAGAUAUUAAGUGCAGUUCCAGAAAAGAAAUACAGAAAGCUUAUUCAAGGGAUCAGAGCUGUUAGACAGCAUUUUGUUCUCAACAGUCCUGCUAAGAGGUUUGAUGUUUUCCAUAUGAUACUGCACUCUGUAUGGCUCAGGAGAUUAAACUUGAAACUUAACUAACAUUUAGUAGAACUUAUAAUAGGAAGUUUUUGUUUUUAAUUUCAUAAAAUCACAUCUAAUCAACAGAAAAAAGGAUAUACCAACGUAGCUCUUUUGAUUUUCCAUACACAAUCUUGUAAAAAUACGCUUUAUGUUUAUUUGUAGAGAUCAAACGAAAGGACAGUUUUGUUCAGUAGUCAGUUUGUUAAUACAAGUAUAGUUUUCUGCUACA